AUGCCCUCCGCCAUCGCGGCCUCCGACCUCUCGACGAACCUGAGCGACACGGACGACUGCGGCACGGUCGCCCCCGAACUUUUCCACAACCUCAAGCACGACAGCUCCGUCCUCUGUCUCGCCGUCAGCGCCGAGCAGGAGCGGAUAUACGCCGGCACGCAGGAUGGCGAGAUCGUCGUGUGGUCGCUGGCCACCUUCCACCAGGAGCGCAUCGUGCAGGCGCACAAGCGCAGCGUCCUGAGCCUGUACCUGACACCCGACGGCUCGAUGCUGUUUUCGAGCGCCGGCGAUCCGCUGAUCAACGUGUGGUGCCCGAAGACGAUGAAGCGCCUGUACGAGAUCUACAGCACCUACGACGUCGGCGACAUCUUCUCCGUCGCCUACAGCGCGCAGCACGAGACGGUCUACGUCGGCGCGCAGAACACCUCCAUACAAUGGGUCAGCUUGUCCGACCCGAACAACAGGGUGCCUCACGACUCGUCACAGCACCCCGACCGAAGGAAUCACAGGUUUUUCGACUCGAGAGCUGCAGGAGGAUCAACGACGCCGCGUCGCACUGACGAGCGGUGGACCCAAAUUCCUAGGUCGGAGAAGGUCGUCGAGAUUCACCCGGGAGCGCUGCAGAUGUUUGCGCACUACGGCUACGUAUACUCGAUGUUGAUGGCAAAAGGCCCGACGGUCCUGGUGGAGCCUGACGAGGAGGUUCUCAUCUCUGGAGGUGGCGACGGGACGAUUAAGCUGUGGAAGCUCGGCGCUGAGGGAGAUAAGCAAGCUGAGGAGAGCGACCGGGAGCCGGGUCUCCAGGAGCUGAUGUCGCUUGGGUCUGAUGAUGCGGAGUCGGUCAUGUCUUUGGCCAUCGACGGCUCGUUUCUCUAUGCAGGAAAGCUGCAGGGCAUCAUUGAGUUGUGGGACCUCGACACGAAGUCCAAGUUGAGGGUGAUCAAGAGCCACAAGGGCGACAUCAUGACCCUGCAAAUGAACUGGGGAUAUCUCUUCAGUGCUUCACGAUCAGGAUCCGCAAGUAAACACUCCACCGUCCACUACGGCAAAUACAAAGAUACCCAGACCGCGAACAUCAGCCAGAAGUACCAGUGCAUAGCUCGCUGGAAAGCCCACGAGGGCAAGGUCCUCGCAUCCGCAGUAACGACAUACAACAACAGGCAAUACUACAUUACGGGCGCCAAUGACAACGACGUAGCCAUCUGGAAUAUUGACUGUUCAUCAUACGAGCAACAGCAAGACGUGGAUGAGGCAGACGAUGUCAUGGUCAAAUCUCUGGGAGAAUUUGUCUCGUAUCGCACCGUCUCCUCGCGACCGGAAUUCGCAGAAGACUGCCGAAAAGGAGCGACUUUCCUUGGCUCCCUGUUCAAGCGUCUUGGUGGCCAGGUCGAGAUGCUGAGCACGGAAAGCAGUCCCCACAACCCAGUCGUCCUCGCCAAAUUCAACGGCAAGCUCGAGCCAGCUGAGAAGCGGAAGAGAAUCUUGUUCUACGGUCAUUACGAUGUCGUACCGGCAGACAAUAAGAAGGGCAAGUGGGAAACCGACCCGUUCCAGAUGAAGGGCAUCAACGGCUAUCUUCACGGCAGAGGUGUCAGUGACAACAAGGGACCCAUCAUGGCCGCUCUGUAUGCCGUCACAGAUCUUCUCCAAGCAAAGAAACUCGCCAACGACAUUAUUUUCCUCAUUGAGGGCGAAGAAGAAUCCGCCUCUCGUGGCUUCAGAGAGAUCGUCCGCAAGAACAAGGACCUCAUCGGCGACGUUGACUAUAUCCUACUAGCCAACAGCUAUUGGCUCGACGACGAGGUUCCCUGCCUCACAUACGGCCUACGUGGUGUUCUUCACGCCACAGUCUGCGUCGACUCUCACCUACCUGAUCUCCACUCCGGUGUUGACGGUUCAUACAUGAACAACGAACCCCUCUCCGACCUUACGUCCACACUGUCUAAACUCAAGGGUCCUGGAAACAAGGUUCUCAUCCCCGGCUUUUACGAAAGCAUCUUGCCAGUAACUGCCGAAGAAGAAACCCGCUACGAUGAGAUCGCGUCAACUCUUAUGCGCCAGAACCCUGAAAAGGGUCCCGAGGACAAACUCAAGACGGCGUUGAUGGCCCGCUGGAGAGAACCUAACCUGACUAUCCACAGAUACAAGGUAUCUGGCCCGGACGGCAGUCUAGUCAGUAGCCACGCAAGCGCAAACAUCAGCUUGCGUCUCGUGCCUGGUCAAGAAGUCAAUGAUGUCAUCGCCUCCCUAAACACCUAUUUGGAGUCUGAAUUCGGGCUGCUCGAGUCCAAGAACUCGCUCUCUAUCAAGAUCGACAACAAGGCCGAGCCCUGGCUCGGCGACCCCAGCAACGAGAUCUUCCAGGCACUCGAAGAAGCCAUCGUCAAGGCAUGGGGUGAUGUUUUCGACAACGGCGAUGACAACGCCGGAGAAGAAAACUCGCAAGAGAAGAAGAAGGCACAGAGGCCAAAGAAGCCGCUGUACAUUCGCGAGGGCGGCUCCAUCCCCGCCAUCCGCUUCCUCGAGAAGGAGUUCGGCGCCCCGGCUGCUCAUCUGCCCUGCGGCCAGUCCAGCGACGGCGAUUUGAAGAUGGAAUACAAACGCCAAUCGCCGACGGCCGUCAAGGUCAAGCCGCGCCUCAUCAUCCACGGCGGCGCAGGCAACAUCAAGCCCGCCAACCUCGCGCCGCCGCAGUAUGCCGAGUACCGCGCCGCCCUCUUGACAAUCAUCAGCAAGACAAACGCCUACAUGACAACCCCCACCACCGCAACCGCAGUCCUGCCCAGCGCCCUGGAAACAGCCGUCCACGCCGUCACCCUCCUCGAGAACAACCCGCUCUUCAACUCCGGCCACGGCGCCGUCUUCACGCGCGACGGGAUCAACGAGCUCGAGGCCAGCGUGAUGGUGACCCGCGGCUUCGCCAAGCGCGGCGUCGGCGUCACGGGCCUGCGGCACGUCAGGAACCCGAUCCUGCUCGCCAAGGCGAUGCUCGAGCACGGCGAGGCGGACCUCGGCGGCGGGAGCGACUCGCACCCUUCCUCCCUUUCGCCUGGAAUCGACGCGCCGUCUGCGCAGGGGCACACCCUCCUGCACGGCCCGACGGCGGAGGUGCUUGCGGAGAAGUACGGGCUGGAGCUCGUGGACCCGGGGUACUUCUUCACGCAGCGGCGGUGGGACGAGCAUAUCCGCGCGCUGGAGCGGGAGCGCACCGGCGAGGAGGGGAAUGCGACGUGGAGCAGCAGCGAGUUUCUGCCUCAGGGGACGGUGGGCGCGGUGGCGCUGGACGAGGAGGGGGUGGUGUGCGCGGCGACCUCGACGGGCGGGCUGACGAAUAAGCUGACGGGCAGGAUUGGGGACACGCCGAGUGUGGGCGCUGGGUUUUGGGCGGAGGAAUGGGUUGAGGAGGGCGAUCCGACGGGGGCGUUUGGGAAGGGCUGUCCUGCGGUUGUGUUGUCGGAGAGCUUGAGGGGUUUGAUGGCGGAUUGUCUGCCUUCGUUGAGCAUCUACACGCCUGUGUUUGGGAAGGCGGUGAAGACUACAAGAGCGAUCGCGGCGUCGGGGACCGGGAAUGGGGACUCGUUUUGGAGGGUUGCGGCCGGGAGGACGGUUGGGGCUGUGGCGAGGUUCAAGCCUUUGUCGGGCAAGGAGGCCGUGUCGUUCGUUGCUGGGGCUGGAGGGGAGUUGCAGAGGAGUGCUGGAGACCGGUGGCGGGUCACGGGUGAGGGCGAGGGCGGGAUUAUUGGCAUCGAGGUUGCGGUUACGAGGGACGAGGAGGGCGGUGUCGUCGGCGUGAGGUCGGAGAUUCUCCAGGACUUCAACUGCAAUGGAAUGUAUCGAGCGUGGAUCGACGAUGAAGGCCUGGCGCAUGCGAAGAUUUACCAUGACGAAGUCGAGGAGGGUGUGGAUGCUCGGUUGUACGCGGAAAAGUGGUGA
Colletotrichum gloeosporioides is the source of this 3933-nucleotide messenger RNA. Its product is annotated as putative di- and tripeptidase DUG2. Gene Ontology annotation, molecular function: peptidase activity; protein binding. The coding region runs from base 1 to 3933 and encodes 1310 amino acids. Gene Ontology annotation, biological process: glutathione catabolic process; proteolysis. The transcript is spliced from 4 exons. NCBI's taxonomy places the organism in Eukaryota, Fungi, Ascomycota, Sordariomycetes, Glomerellales, Glomerellaceae. The record is from RefSeq and is a predicted model, not a curated record.